ACGUGGUUGCGCCACGUUCAUGUCUGGAAUAAAGGAGUGUGAUACAGGUCUACUGGGGCGAGGAUAAUGAAGGGGAAAGACUCAGAAUGGGAAACAAGGCACAAAGUAAUAAUAGAGGAUUCAAAGAUUAUUACAAAGAAAUUUUGUUAUUUAUUUAGAGAUGGUGUAUCGGGCUUUUAUGUGGAAGAGAUUUCUUGGGUACAUAUUUUAGAAGCUGGGAGAAGAAAAGAAAGCUUUUGUGAGGCUGAGAGCUUUGCUGGGAAAAAGUCGAAUGUAAUCAAAGUUUGGGAUGUAUGGUUUCGGUUCUCAGGUUGGAGCCAGCAGUAACAACAACAGAUCAUCUCACGUAGGUGCAAGUGGUUACGUUGUUUCUGCUGAGAAAUAAAUACAUGCUUGAAGCUUAUUUCAGAAGUCUAUCUUCGUGCUCCACAGAUGUUUGCGUUUGUGUUGAGAAACUGGGGUGGUGUGGUAUGUUCUUCUUUUUGAGCAAUUUCGGUUCAGUAUAGUCUAUUGGUUUGAGCCUGAGGUGGGGUUUGUUAAUACACAAUGGCCGCCGUGGAAGUUAGAGAGCGUGGAAGAAGUCUGAGCAUUAUAGGAUUUCUCCACUGUGUUUUCUGUGGCCGUGGUGUUGCUAUAGGUGGAUAGCGAUGGAGGGUUCAUCGGAAUCUGGUUGGGGAAAAACUGAUAGUUCCAGUGGGAGCCUUGGAUUGCUUAAUAGUGAUCGGCCUUUCUCGGGCGAUGCAUACAGUAAUGCCAGGUAUAUGCCAGGAGGGAAGGAGAUAAACCGGGUGCCGCUGACUCGCACGAAUCACCUUGGCUCUUCUGGGGCAUGUGGGCAUGCGGUGUCGGUGAGUCCUAUUGUUCAUCCCUUAGAACGGGACGAGGUUAGCUUGAGGCAGUGGUUGGACAAACCGGAAAGAUCUGUAGACCCAUUGGAGUGCUUGCACAUAUUCAGGCAGAUUGUAGAGACUGUGAAUCUGGCACAUUCACAAGGCAUUAUUGUUCAUAAUGUGCGGCCUUCCUGCUUUGUAAUGUCCUCUUUCAACCGUGUGUCCUUCAUCGAAUCUGCCUCAUGUUCAAGUUCUGGUUCUGAUUCAUUUGAGGAUGCCCUGAACAACCAAACUGUUGGAGGUCGGAACUCCACCUCACCUUUGCCCCAGGACUUGCACUGUCAGACAGGCGGGGUAGGCAGUGAAGAUUCCAGGCCAGAGAUAUCCGGGGGAGGUGCUUCUCAGAAGGCAUCAGAAACCAGUUGUUUGUGGUCAAGUUCAAUCUAUGCUACGCGUCUAUCAUCAAUAGAUGAGAUAGAAGAAACUAAAAUGGAGAAUGACAGGAACAUAGAAGAAGCGGGAGGGAGUAAGAAAACUUUCCCCAUGAAACAAAUAUUGCAUAUGGAGAGUAAAUGGUAUACUAGUCCAGAAGAGGUUGAUGGUGCUCUAAGUUCCUUUUCCUCAGAUAUUUAUCGGUUAGGGGUCCUUCUUUUUGAGUUAUUCUGCACAUUUAGCUCAAUAGAGGAAAAGCUUAGAACAAUGUCCAAUCUGAGACAUCGAGUUCUGCCCCCUCAGUUGCUGUUGAAAUGGCCAAAAGAAGCUUCCUUCUGUAUGUUGUUGUUGCACCCUCAGCCAAGUACCAGACCAAAAAUGAGUGAUGUGUUACAAAGUGAGUUCCUCAAUGAACCAAGAUUUAACUUUGAAGAUCAUGAAGCAGCAAUAAAUCUAAGGGAGGAAAUAGAGGAGCAGGAGUUGCUGCUGGAAUUUCUUUUGCAGCUACAACAAAGGAAACAAGAAGCUGCUGAUAAGUUGCAUGAUACCAUUUGUUAUCUGUCUUCUGACAUUGAAGAGGUUCUGAAGCAACAGAAGAUGCUUAAGAAAAAAGGAGGUUUAUACCUAGAUCUGAAUAAGGAUGACCAUUCUGUAUUACAGAAGGUGGAUGACACAGCAAUUAAUCUUAUAAAAAAUGAGGAUUCUGCUAGUUUGGCAUCCAGAAAGCGCUUUAGACCAGGAUUAAAGGUCACUAGUGAAGAGGAAUUUAAUGAGCCUCUAGAUGGGGUUCAGAAGUCAGAGAAUCAUGAAAUUCUUUUGUCCAAAAAUUCUCGAUUAAUGAAGAACUUUAAGAAACUGGAGUCAGCUUAUUUUUCAACAAGAUGCAGACUUGUGAAGCUAACAGGGAAACCAGUAGCUAGAUGGUCACCAAUCAGUAGUGGUGGUAGAGGAUCUAUUGUGGUAACAGAAGGAAGUUCUGUAGAUAAUUUGGCAUUUAAGGAAGGGCAUAGUGGAAGUAGAAAGAGUGGAUGGAUAAAUCCAUUUCUUGAGGGCCUGUGCAAAUAUCUAUCCUUCAGCAAGUUAAAAGUAAAAGCAGACUUGAAGCAAGGUGAUCUGUUAAAUUCUUCCAACCUAGUAUGCUCCUUGGGUUUUGAUCGUGAUAGAGAAUUUUUUGCUACAGCUGGUGUAAAUAGGAAAAUUAAAGUUUUUGAAUGUGACAUGAUCCUAAAUGAAGAUCGUGACAUUCACUAUCCUGUCAUUGAGAUGGCUAGUAGAUCAAAACUAAGCAGUAUAUGUUGGAAUAGCUAUAUCAAGAAUCAGAUUGCUUCAAGUGACUUUGAAGGUGUUGUACAGGUGUGGGAUGUCACAAGAAGCCAAGUACUCGUGGAAAUGAAGGAGCAUGAGAGGCGUGUAUGGUCUAUUGACUUCUCAUCAGCAGAUCCGACAAGGUUGGCUAGCGGAAGUGAUGAUGGUGCCAUUAAACUUUGGAAUAUCAAUCAGGGAGGAAGUAUUGGUACAAUCAGAACAAAAGCCAAUGUCUGCUGUGUUCAAUUUCCUCCAGAUUCUGCACGUUCACUUGCAAUUGGUUCAGCAGAUCAUAGGAUCUAUUGCUAUGAUCUUCGUAAUGCAAAAGUACCAUUGUUUACAUUAAUAGGUCACAGCAAGACUGUGAGCUCUGUGAAGUUUAUAGAUUCAAUGACUCUUGUUUCUGCAUCCACGGAUAACACACUGAAGCUAUGGGAUUUAUCAACAUGCACAUCUCAUGUACUUGAUAGUCCACUUCAAACCUUUACAGGGCAUACAAAUGUAAAGAAUUUUGUAGGUCUAUCUAUAUAUGAUGGGUACAUUGCUACAGGCUCAGAAACAAAUGAGGUAUUCAUCUACCACAAAGCUUUCCCUAUGCCAAUGCUUUCUUUCAAAUUUGGCAGUACAGACCCAUUGUCCGGACGUGAAGUUGACGAUGCCUCACAAUUCAUUUCGUCUGUGUGUUGGCGUGCCCAGUCGUCCACCUUACUUGCAGCCAAUUCAACAGGGAAUAUUAAACUUCUGGAGAUGGUUUAGAUUUUAGAAUGGUAAAGGAGUUUUGAGAGGAAAAACAAAUUAAAGGAAAAGAAUGAGAAAGGAGGAAACCUUAAACCAGAACCAGCUGUAAGAUUGAAAUUGAGAUUUGAUAUUUGGCAGCCAACAAGGGGAAUGCAAACUAUGGGAUGCAAAUUUUGGCGUUGGAACCGAGAGAGUUGAAACUUGGGUCAGGCGAAUGUGGUGAUGUGAACUGUAGAAAAAAAAGAGAAUAAAUCACAAAAAGGGGUAGAUAGAGAGAGUGAGCGAGUUAUGUAUAUUUAAUGUAAUGCUUAAAAAUUGAAAUGUAUAAUCAUAUAUAAAAUUUAUGUUGGG
Molecule: messenger RNA, 3656 nt
Organism: Nelumbo nucifera (sacred lotus)
Lineage: Eukaryota; Viridiplantae; Streptophyta; Magnoliopsida; Proteales; Nelumbonaceae
Product: protein SPA1-RELATED 4-like
Biological process (GO): protein phosphorylation; photomorphogenesis
Molecular function (GO): ATP binding; protein binding; protein kinase activity
Source: RefSeq, a predicted model, not a curated record